CUGGAUCAUUAGAUAUCAUCAAAAUCAUCGUGUCCUUUUUACCGCCCGUUCAAAAACACGCUUCGGUUCAUCUUUACCCAUCCAGCUUUCGAUUAUUCUUGACACGAUGUCCCGACAACGUCGACACACCAUUAGUGGUCCUCGACCCAGCACGCAGGGUAUUUCUGCCGCGGAUCCACGAGAAUCAUCAACCAACUCUGAUCCCGGCUCUUUGCCGAGAGGUAAUCUCUCUCAGGCUGGCCAUGAGGUGGUCGAUGCUAUGACGCAGACAAGUGACCAUAUGGCUGAUAUAGCCGAAAUGCCGCCAUUCACUGGAGCCGACAGCGAUGCUGAAGAUGCCUCGACCGUCGCACAAUCCAGAUCAGACAGAUUAGAGGUACCUGAAUUGAUUGAAGCCUUCACGCAGCUCGAGACUGGCGAUGAAUCACGACCCAACCCAAGCUCUGUUGCGCCUUCUUUGGCAAGCCCGAUACCUGUGGCAGCCAGCGGACUAUACGAAGUGUUGGACCAUGUGCCUCGCCAGACCUUCUUAGGGCUCGUACGCCAUAUAUCACCGAUAUCCUUCGAAGAGUUUGUACGGGAACUGAUUGACCGCGGUUUAUUGAACUGGGAGGACGACGACCUACCCAUAACCCCAGCAAAUAGAGUCAUAAUCAUGGCCUUGACAUUUCAGCAGCUUGCAUCGCCCGCUGACCUCCAUCUGCCCCCAGAUGUUGUUGAAAGGAUCUUCAUCGACGUCUCCAAAGCCAUCGGUAUACUGUGUGGUGGUUUAGGUGCUCCACAAUGGAUCUUGGACAUCGCCACGAAACUACGUGGUUUCAAAGACAUAUGAGCCGGAUGGAUAGUUCCCUGGCGCCCGGAUAAGUAAAAUUUUUGGUUUUUGGCAGCAGCGUCAUUGUGGACAGACACUUGCACAUAUCGUGGGAAUAUUGAUGUAAAGCAUUGACAUGCGCAAUGCUAGCGAAAAAGCGAAGACUUGGAAGGGACAGAGACUGGAAGAAGCGAGAAAAUAGUUGUCGAAACAGAAUCGAACGGACAGUGCGGAGAGGAUACGUUUGUUGCAUAUACAACGGCUUACUCGAUG
Molecule: messenger RNA, 1084 nt
Organism: Neurospora crassa OR74A
Lineage: Eukaryota; Fungi; Ascomycota; Sordariomycetes; Sordariales; Sordariaceae
Exons: 2
Coding region: 107-832 (241 amino acids)
Source: RefSeq, a predicted model, not a curated record